This is a messenger RNA of Drosophila biarmipes, 1146 nucleotides long. It is a transcript of the gene opm, whose product is annotated as transmembrane emp24 domain-containing protein 5. Lineage: Eukaryota; Metazoa; Arthropoda; Insecta; Diptera; Drosophilidae. The record is from RefSeq and is a predicted model, not a curated record. Gene Ontology annotation, cellular component: endoplasmic reticulum; endoplasmic reticulum-Golgi intermediate compartment; COPII-coated ER to Golgi transport vesicle. Gene Ontology annotation, biological process: Golgi organization; intracellular protein transport; endoplasmic reticulum to Golgi vesicle-mediated transport. The coding region runs from base 72 to 797 and encodes 241 amino acids. The transcript is spliced from 2 exons.
CUGCGCACACCACGGCCACACUGCGCGGCUGAGCAUUUUGCAUUUUUUGAUUUUAGGCCAAGCAGCUCACAAUGCAAGCGAUGUGGCGGGGAAUGCCGGCGCUGGUCGUCCUGCUCCUCGCAGGCCUGCUGCCGGGCCAGCGGGACGCGGAGGCCUACGACAAGGAGAUGACCGUCUAUGUGGACGCCGGCAAAACGGAGUGCCUGUACCACUCGGUGCGCCAGGGCGAGACCAUUGACUUCGAGUACCAGGUGAUCGACGGCGGGCACGGCGACCUGGACAUCAGCUUCACCCUGCUGGACCCCAUCGGGCUGGUGAUAGUCAGCGACUUCAAGAAGCCGGAGAACGUCCAUCGCCACGAGGUGGCCAAGGAGGGCGACUACCGGUUCUGCUUCGACAACAGCUUCAGCAUGUUCAACCGCAAGACGGUGUUCUUCGAGCUGAUCGUGGAGCGCGAGGGCGAGGAGCUGCAGGGCGACGCGCAGUGGAACGAGGUGGACGAGCUGACCGGGCUGUCCCGCGACGAGUACUACGACAUGAAGGUGCAGGACAUCAUGGACUUCAUCGGACGCAUCCGCCUGCAGCUGAACAAGGCCCGCCAGCUGCAGGAUGUCCUGCGCUCGCACGAGGCACGGGACCGCAACCUGGCCGAGUCCAACUUCCAGAAGGUCAACCAGUGGUCCAUGCUGCAGAUCAGCGCCAUGAUCGGCGUGGGCCUCGUCCAGGUCUUCAUGCUGCGCAGCAUCUUCGCCACCGGCGGACGCAUGCACGAUCUGUGGCGCAAACUGGGCAUUUGAUGGGUCGCCGCCGUAUCUCGAGGAGAAGCCUCUACCAAAGAUGUGCGUGCCGGAGCAGCGAGGAUGCAUUUAGUGAAUGCCAGCCGGCACCUGGAGCCCCUAGUUAGAUUGUAAUUUAGAACACAAAACUUGCCAUCAUCAUCUGUAGUGCGUUAGUUUCUCUUUGCCCGUUUUUACCAUCAUGUAUUAUGUAGCCGUGUAUUUAUAGAUAUGCGGGUGUGUGCUUGUGAUAUACCCGGUGUGUUGUGUGUGCUCGCGUGUGUGAGGCGUUGUUAGACGAAGCAUUUGUAUCGUUAAGCCAGGAGAUGAGUUUGAUAUUAAAUUUAAAGUUGCAGGAACCAGUGUAAAA